Acanthosepion pharaonis is the source of this 696-nucleotide messenger RNA. The record is from the annotation of a GenBank genome assembly. NCBI's taxonomy places the organism in Eukaryota, Metazoa, Mollusca, Cephalopoda, Sepiida, Sepiidae.
AUGAGCCAAUUAAACUUUGUGCAACAGUUUGUCAAGAGGUUUGAGAACGAGCAGGCAACCUCGCGGACCGGAGACUCUGCCACGGAGAAGUGGGCGACCUUGCGGGACACCAUGCACCGCACUACCUUAGCCACCUUUGGGAGAAAGACCUCAAAGUCAUAUGACUGGUUUGAGGCAAAGUCCGCUGAGAUGGCUACUGUCAUUGUGGCGAAGCGCGCCGCUCUUGCAGAAUACAAGCAGUCACCCAGCAAGAGAAACCUGCAGAUCCUCUGGGCUGCCAGAAGCAAUGCUCAUCAAACUGCCAGACGCUGCACCAACGAGUACUGGACAGAGCUUAGCGAAACCAUCGAAACAGUAGCAAUUACAGGGAACAUAAGAGGGAUGUACGAUGGCAUCAAGACGGCAAGAGGACCAGCACAGAACAAGACAGCUCAUCUCAAAUACACCACUGGGGAAGUCAUCGAAGACCAGGAGCAACAGAUGGAGAGAUGGGCGGAACGCUAUUCGGACCUCUACUCCAGGCAGAAUGUUGUGACGACCGCAAACCUCUUGACAAUCUGUUUCCCAUACAUUACUGAACACCUCUUCAUGUCUGCUUUUUGCCUUGGUCAAAUCUAUCUAUCUAUCUAUCUAUCUAUCUAUCUAUCUAUCUAUCUAUCUAUCUAUCUACUCUUAUCCUACCUAACAGACCAAUAA